UUGCUCUUCAGUACAGCUUGCAAUGGAAAUAUCAUCACCUAAGAAUUGUCUACGUCGACAAGUUAGAUCUUCAUUUGUGGAGGCAGAGCAGACAUUUGGCACCGCAACAUGCCUUCACUCCACUGGGAGAGAGUGUUACUUGGGACUGCUUGCUGUGCAGUGGCUGUGACCCUCUGUUCCCUGUGCAUUUGGCAGCUUGUCGUCAGGUUUCACAAAGAAACUACAGGACCUGUGGUACCUCCUUGCUUCUGCCUCAAUGGUGGAUUCUGCCAGGAUAGAGCCUGUGUGUGCCCCAACGAGUGGGUUGGACAAUUUUGUGAUAUAGUUAACUUUUGUGAAGACAGCAUUUAUACAGUGAAUGCUUCUGAAAACAUUGUAAAAAACCUUACUUUUGAAAGGAUUUUUGUAGGUAAAUACAGCAGCUCCAAAGAGAAGUGUGAACCUAACACUGUGAAUGGUAACUCUUCAAUUGCAGUCCGGCUGUGUUCCAGAAAGGGAAUAAUUCCAGUUUUAGAGACUCCCAGAAUUCUGAAUUGUAAUGAAAAUCUGGACUCUUUAGCAUUACAGGUGGAAACUCCAGACACCAGCAGUGUUUCAGCAAUUGCAAGUAAUCCUCAGAUCCUUACCUCCAUUCCCAGUCGACUGACAACGCAGGACAUCUCUGCUGCUGCGAAUAUUGCAGUGCAGACUCUAAGAAAACCAAAUGUUUCAGAAGAUACUCAGGCAUCUGUGGCAGUUCUGACUAUAGUAAGUCAGCUCUUAGAUGCCAACAAAACAGAAUUCAAUGACAAUAAUCUUGUCAAUGUUACAGCAAGUCUCACAAAAACAAUGGAAGAAUUUUCUUUGAUGGGCAACGUCACUCAGCCCAGUGUUGCAGCCCAGUCUGUUCCACUGAAAUUGAACUCCUCUACAGUUCUGUCUUUGGCACAGAGAGAUACAACCUUGUCAUAUUUUCCAUCAACAAGACUAGACAUACAGGAAAACGUCCCUGGGCUUACUAGUGAACUCAGUACUGAAGUCCAGAUACUGCUCAAUAUUAAAAGUAACAAUGCCUGGUGCAUGGUUGUGGCUGUCCUGCUGCACUACUUUUUGUUGGCAACGUUUAUGUGGACAGCACUCAAUUCUGCACAACUAUACUUACUGCUGCUUAGAACCAUGAAACCCUUUCCUGGACAUUUCAUUGUAACCAUGUCAGCAAUCGGAUGGGGGGUCCCUGCUGUAGUAGUUGCAAUAACACUUGGAGCUACUUAUGAAGAAGGGAAAGCUUUAAACUACUGACAGGAAGAAUUUUGCUGGCUUGCAGCCCUGGAUCAAAAUCAGAAUUUCAGCAUGAAAAAACCCAUGUUCUGGUCCUUCCUUUUGCCAGUAGCAUUUGUACUCCUCUUUAACAUUAUCAUCUUCAUCAAGAUCAUUGUUUCUGUAAUAUGGAAUGAGAACAAGAAUCUGACAAGGAAUAAAAAGGAUUCACUCAUGAAAAAGAUGACUGCCACUAUCUCUAUAGUAGUGAUGCUUGGAAUCACCUGGAUGAUUGGCUACCUCAUGCUAAUAAGACAUGAGGAAAUGAAUCUUUUUUUCAGCUAUAUGUUCUGCAUUUUUAAUGCUACACAGGGACUUCAGAUUUGUAUUCUGUACACUUUCAGAUCACCAAUCUUCAAGAAAAAAGUUUCUGAAGUGUUUUCUGUUUUGAGGGUAUCAGGGAUACAAAUUUAUCUGCAUUCAGAAAUUUAGCAUGUUUCAAAAUCACAGCCUGCAAAGCAUUCCCAAGGAAUUUUCAGGUAAUCUGAAAUUUCUACAGAAAAUAUUUCCUUGUCCACUCUCCCUAAUGGCUGUUAG
Lagopus leucura (white-tailed ptarmigan) is the source of this 1833-nucleotide messenger RNA. RefSeq names its product adhesion G protein-coupled receptor G7 (gene ADGRG7). The transcript is spliced from 14 exons. Gene Ontology annotation, molecular function: G protein-coupled receptor activity. The record is from RefSeq and is a predicted model, not a curated record. Lineage: Eukaryota; Metazoa; Chordata; Aves; Galliformes; Phasianidae. Gene Ontology annotation, cellular component: membrane. Gene Ontology annotation, biological process: cell surface receptor signaling pathway; G protein-coupled receptor signaling pathway.